AUGAUCAUGUGUGGCUCUGAUAGGAGGAGUUUAACGGCUCUUAUAAGAGUGUGUAUCCGACUCUCAGAUCGCACAGGAUUCACAGCCGAUCUCACUGAUCUUCAGAUGGAGCUCAUAGUGUUUGGGAUUUUACUCUCUGUCACCUUCAGCGCCGUUCAAGGCAUCACACCCAAAUGUUGCGUUGAAACGACUAAGAAGUUUCCACUUGAUAUUCUGAUGAAAGUGACUAAAUAUGAGGUGCAGACGAGCCACGGCGUCUGCGCCAUCAACGCGCUCGUACUCCACGCCAACGACAAGCGAUACUGUGCAACGCCCAAACUCGAGCGAUUCCUGCAGAUCUUACAGAAGCUGAAGAUGCGGCACGGCCUGAAAAACACCUCUGCUGUUUGAACAGAUGAGAUCCGGACAAACAUCGGUCACGCUCCACUCUUUAAGAAAACAUUUACUCGUUGCUUCUGUUUGCAUGUUUUUCUACAUCUUCAAAUUAAUCCAGUGAUCUUGUAUAUGUAGUUUCUGCAUUUUGUACACAUUAACUGCUUUCUUACAAAAAGUUUUUUUUUCUGAUGUUUCAUUUGUUUAAAAUUGUUUCAUGUAUUAUGUUUGUAGUGCUUCAUGAGAGAGGCACAUAAAUCAAAAUUAUUGCUUCAAGGUGAACAGUUUCUUGUCUUUGUACUAUGGUUGAAUUAAAGAGCUGUUAGUUUGAUGGAUGAAGUUACUUUGUUUUUGAUUAAAUGUUUUUUUUUUGAACAGGUUUAUAAUGAAAAACAUCAAUCUUAUGAAAAACAUUGAAGUUAAGUGCUAUUUUUGAAGGAUCACGUGACACUGUAGACCAGUAAUAUACAAUAAUAUAUAUUAUAUUAUAAUGUUAUUAUAAUAAUAACUGAUACAAAGAUAGAGUUCAUUUUCAUUGUCACAUGAUCCUUCAAAAAUAAUGCAUGUGUAUAUGUGUGUGAUAUAUAUAUAUAUAUCCUGUGACACUGAAGACAGGAGUAAUGAUGCUUUUACAAUAUAUUCACAUAGGAAACAGUUCUAUUACUGUAACCAAAUCCAUCCUUAGUGAGCAAAAGAUUAAUAUAACAAACCAUAUAUUUUAUAUAAUGUGUGUGUGUGUGUGUACAAUGAACAUUUGUAGUUUUAUUAGUAAUACUUCAUGCAUUGACAAAUUAUUUUUAAAAAUACAUACUAGUAAAUGUCGAGAUUUAGAUGAACUAAAUUUUAUAUAAUACAUUGCUUUUAAAAAAAUGUUGCAAUUAGCCAAUUAACUAUUGCAUCCUCAAUUUUCUGUUUGAAUAACUUGUUUGAGUCUAUUUUAAUAACACCGUUAACAAAAACUUUACUGAAGGUUUUAGUUACUGAAACAUGACGCAUCAGUCUACUCCUGUAAAUUGAAUCGUGGGCAGACAAUAAUAAAGACAAGAUACAAGGCAUAUUUUUAUUUCUAGAAAAGUUAAUUCACACCACAAAGAGCAUUAAAUCCAUCAAAGCAGUUCACAGUUGACUUCAGAUGCAUUUGCAUGUUUGUCUUCAAUAUUAUCACUGUUCAGAAUUAGAUGUUCAUGAUGGACACAAAGUCUAAAGACAAUAAACCAUGACCAGAAAUCACUCAGGAUUAGGUUUUUCUAAUAAAAUGGUCCAGUUUCAACGACCGGUGACUGACUAGAAUCAAACCCACAAUAUGAUUUCAUCUUCUCAUUCAUGCAGGUUGACAUUCGGUGGUUUCACACAGGAUGAUUUUGGCACGUUAGAUUUGCAGAUGUUUCAUAUUUCACAUGAAGCCGAACCACUAAAUAACACACGGCUCUCAAACAUCAACUACUCCGGUGAAAAAGGUCACUUUUGUUAAUAAAGGCAGUUAAAACCCAAUCAACAAACAAGUGAGCAGUAGUCAGACAUUUUCAUCAAGAUCUGAAUAACAAAUCUCAGUCAAACAACACUAAUGUAAUUAAACCUAAAUAAAAAUGAUUUAAAAUAAACACAUACAAUAGUUGCACACAAAUUAGUCCCUGCCUUGGUCAAACUGCUCUAAACUGUCCCAUUACCAAGUAGAGAUUUGGAUUGGUACAGUGCUUUAACUAGACUUAACUAAUCACCAAUGCCUUUUACUUCAUCGUAACUCAUGUGAGAGUCAAGGGAUGUUAGUUGAUUGUCUUCUGACUGAAGGCUGAGAAUGAAGCUGCGUUCUGAAAAUACAGGACUGAAGUUGAAUGUCAGCAGUCAAUCAUUCACGCGCUGCUUAACCAAACACCGUCUGAUCUCACUGUUAGUGGCACUUCAAAACACAUUGGUUCUCUACAUACUAUGCAUUAUACUCCUUCAGAAAAUAAUAAAUAAAACAAAACAAAAAGGUUUAACUUAGCUCAUUUUGUUUUAGGGGAAUUAUUUUUUAUUUUACACUUCCUUAGUUUUUAUUUGUUGUAAGACAGUAAGGAAAUAUCAAUUAAAAUUAUUGAUAUACAAAAAAAAAA
Molecule: messenger RNA, 2465 nt
Organism: Onychostoma macrolepis
Lineage: Eukaryota; Metazoa; Chordata; Actinopteri; Cypriniformes; Cyprinidae
Gene: ccl27b
Product: chemokine (C-C motif) ligand 27b
Exons: 3
Coding region: 1-390 (129 amino acids)
Biological process (GO): immune response
Cellular component (GO): extracellular region
Molecular function (GO): chemokine activity
Source: RefSeq, a predicted model, not a curated record